UCUGAAUCACCGAACCCCAGGCUACCGAAGUGGAGCAUGUGAACCUAACCACUACACCACUGGGCUGGCCCCUAACAAUAUUAAAGGACGCAAACGUUUGUGGAAGAGUCCUUGAAGGGUUCUUCACUGUUCUCCUGGACAAAAAGAGACCUGCAAAUCAAAGCUGCUUCUAAAUUCCUCGCUCUUAUUUUGCUGACAAUUGCUGUAAUGUUAAGACUUCGCAGAAAAAAGUGAAUUUUGAGACAAGAGGGGAGAGACUUCCCACACCAUCGUCCUCACCUCUCUCCUAGCCAUAAGAGCCUGGAGAGAAAUACCAGCUGACAGUUAUUGCUGUACAAUAUUUACUUUACCUUCUCUCUCAACGAACAGGACAAAAUGAUUAAAAAGGAGAUAAGCGUGUGUCAACAAACGCAGGCCCUUCUGUACAAGAAUUUUCUUAAAAAAUGGAGAAUGAAAAAAGAGAGCUUAUUGGAAUGGACAAUAUCGUUGCUUCUUGGGCUAUAUUUGUGCCUCUCUUCAGAAUUCUUCAGAGCUACCCAUUUUCCUGAACAGCCUCCUCAUGUUCUGGGACGUAUGGAUCAAUUUAAUGACUCCGAUCUAGUGGUGGCAUAUACCCCAGUAACUAACAUGACGCAGAAGAUAAUGGAUAAGAUGGCUUUGGCUUCUUUUAUGAAAGGAAGAACAGUCAUUGGGACUCCUGAUGAAGAAACCAUCGAUAUAGUACUCGCAAAAAAACACCCCGAAAUGGUGGGAGUUGUGUUUAAUGAUUCUUUUUCAUAUCGGCUGAAGUUUCCUUGGGGGUACGGAAUCCCAAUUAUAAAAGAACACUUGGAAUACUCAGAACACUGUUGGGCUGAUCAAGAUGAACCUUUUUGUUCCUUGACAACAUUCUGGCAAAGAGGGUUUGUGGCUUUUCAAACUGCAAUUAAUGCUGCAAUUAUAGAAGUCACAACAAAUCAUUCUGUGAUGGAGGAGCUGACAUCAGUUAUUGCGAUAAAUAUGAGGACUUUACCUUUCAUUUUUAACAGAGGAUCUAUAAGUGAAUGGUUUAUCUUUAUUUGUGUAGUUUAUUUCUCCCCUUUUGUAUACUUUGCAUCAUUAAAUGUUACAAGAGAAAGAAAAAAAUUUAAGAAACUGAUGACAGUAAUGGGUCUCAGAGAGUCAGCAUUCUGGCUCUCCUGGGGAUUGAUGUAUGCUGGCUUCAUUUUUAUUAUGUCCAUUUUUAUGGCUCUGGUCAUAACAUCUAUCCAAAUUAUAGUAAUGACUGGCUUCAUGGUGAUAUUCACACUCUUUAUCCUAUAUGGCCUGUCUUUGAUAACGUUGGCUUUCCUCCUAAGCGUGUUGAUAAAGAAACCUAUCCUCACCGGUUUGGCUGGGUUUCUCUUCACUGUAUUUUGGGGAUGCCUGGGAUUCACGGCACUGUUUAGACAACUUCCUUCGUCGUUGGAAUGGGUUUUAGGUCUUUUCAGCCCUUUCGCCUUCACUGCUGGGAUGGCCCAGAUUUUGCAUCUGGAUUAUCACAUGGUUGGUGCCAUUUUUCCUGAUCCCUCUGGAGAGGCGUACACAAUGAUAGUUACUUUCUUCAUUUUGGCACUUGAUACUCUGCUCUGUUUGAUAUUGACCUUAUAUUUUGAGCGAGUUUUGCCUGAUGAAGACGGCCGCUGGCAUUCACCAUUGUUUUUCCUAAAGACUUCAUAUUGGUCCCAACAUCAAAAUACUUAUCAUGAAGUCUUUGAGAAUGAAAUAAAUGCUGAGUAUUUCUCUGAUGACUCUUUUGAACCAGUGUCUCCAGAGUUCCACGGAAAAGAAGCCAUAAGAAUCAGAAAUGUUGAAAAAAAAUUUAACGGAAAGCCUGAAAAAAUAGAAGCAUUGCAAGGCAUAUUUCUUGACAUAUAUGAAGGACAGAUCACCGCAAUACUUGGACAUGGUGGAGCUGGUAAAUCAACACUGCUUAACAUUCUUAGUGGGUUGUCUGUUUCUACAGAAGGAUCAGCCACUAUUUAUAAUACUCAACUCUCCGAAAUAACUAACAUGGAAGAAAUCAGAAAAAACACUGGAUUUUGCCCACAGUUUAAUAUUCAAUUUGAAUUUCUUACUGUGAGAGAAAACCUGGCACUAUUUGCUAAAAUAAAAGGGAUUCAGCCAAAGGAAGUGGAACAAGAGGUGAAAAGAGUUAUGAUGGAAUUAGACAUACAAAACAUUCAAGAUGUCAUUGCUGAAAAAUUAAGCGGUGGACAGAAGAGAAAACUAACCUUUGGGAUCGCCAUUUUAGGAGACCCUCAGGUUUUGCUACUGGAUGAACCAACUGCUGGAUUGGAUCCUUUUUCAAGGCACCAAGUUUGGAACCUUCUGAAGGAGCGGAAAACAGGUCGUGUGAUCCUUUUUAGUACCCAGUACAUGGAUGAAGCUGACAUCUUGGCUGAUAGGAAAGUGUUUCUGUCUAAUGGGAAGUUGAAAUGUGCAGGGUCAUCUUUGUUUCUGAAGCGAAAGUGGGGUAUUGGAUAUCUUUUAAGUUUACAUAGGAAUGAAACGUGCAAUCCAGAGAGAAUCACAUCCCUCAUUAGACAACAUGUCCCUGACGCCAAGUUAACAGCAGAAAGUGAAGAAAAACUUGUGUAUAGUUUGCCCUUGGAAAGAACAAAUAAAUUUCCAGAUCUUUACAGUGACCUUGAUAAGUGUUCUGACCAGGGCAUAAUGAAUUAUGGUGUUUCCAUGACGAAUCUAAAUGAAGUAUUCUUGAACCUAGAGGGCAAAUCAGCAAGUGAUGAGCCAGAUUUUGGCACUCAGAAACAGGAGAAAAUCAAAGUGACAAGAGAUACUGGAAUUGAGUCUGAAACGCAACAGGCUCUUUGUUCUCUCCCUGAAAUGAGAAAGGCCAUCAGUACCGGAACUCUCUGGAGACGACAGGUCCUCGCAAUGGCAAGGCUACGCUUCUUAAAGUUAAGGCAUGAGAGGAAAGUUCUUUUGUCCUUGUUACUGGUACUUGGAAUUGCUUUUAUCCCCACCAUUUGUGAGAAGAUAAUGUCUAUGGCAUUUUUUUACCCUCAUCGUUGGGAGCUUUCAUCCAGUAUGUAUUUCCUCUCUCUGGAACAACUCCCACAAACUCCUCUUACCAGCCUAUUGAUCAUCAAUAAUACAGGAUCAAAUAUUGAAGACCUCGUGCGGUCACUGAAGCGUCAGGAUAUAGUUUUGGAAAUAGGUGACUUUAGAAACAGAAAUGGCUCAGAUGAUCCUUCCUAUAAUGGAGCCAUCAUAGUGUCUGGUGACUCGAAGGAUUACAGAUUUUCAGUUGCUUGUAACACCAAGAGAAUGAAUUGUUUUCCUGUUCUUAUGGGGAUUGUUAGCAAUGCCCUUCUUGGGAUGUUUAACUUCACAGAGCUUAUUAAAAUGGAGAGAAGCACAUUUCCUGUUGAUGACGCAAUGCUGGGAAUUGGGUUUUUGGACUGGUCCUUACUUUUGUUGCUUGCAAACUGCGUUUCUCCUUACAUCGGCAUGAGCAGCAUCAACGAUUACAAGCAAAAAGCUCAGUCUCAGUUAUGGAUUUCAGGCCUCUUCCCUUCAGCAUACUGGUGUGGACAGGCUCUGGCGGAUAUUCCAUUAUAUGGUCUGAUUCUUCUUUCAAUACGUUUAACUCACCACUUCAUGUUUUCGAUUUCCAUACUUUCAUGGGGACUUGUGUUUGCUCUGGUGGUUUGCAUGAUUGGUUGUGCAGCUUCUCUUAUAUUCCUCACAUAUGUGAUUUCGUUCAUUUUUCGCAAAGGGAGAAAAAAUAGUAGCUUUUGGUGUCUUGGCUUUCUUAUUAUCUCAAUAUUUGUAUUCAUCAUCCUGGUAUCAACUCACUUUGAACGUUUCAAGUUAAUUUUAUGCAUGAUUUUAAUACCUUUGUACACUUUAAGUGGAUUUUUCACGUUUUUGAUAGAGCUGUCCUUUAUAAAUAUGAGAAGCUCUGAAAGUCUGGACAUUGGAAUAGAUGAUGUUAAUGAAACCAUUCUCUUAACAAUCUUAAUACCAUACCUUCAGAGUGUCAUUUUCCUUUUUGUUAUAAGGUGUCUGGAAAUGAAGUAUGGAAAAGAACCAAUGAGGAAAGAUCCAGUUUUCAGAAUCUGUCCAAGAAGUAGGGAAAGUCAUCCAAAUCCAGAAGAGCCAGAAGAAGAAGAUGAAGAUGUUCAAAUUGAAAGAGUGAGAACAGCAAAGGCCUGCACUACUCCAAACUUGGAUGAGAAACCAGUCAUAAUGGCAAGUUGUUUACACAAGGAAUAUAAAGAGAAAAAGAAAAGUUGCUUUUCAAGAAGAAAGAAGAAAAUAGCCAUUAGGAAUGUUUCCUUCUGUGUUAACAAAGGUGAAGUUUUGGGACUACUGGGACACAAUGGAGCUGGUAAAAGUACUUCUAUUAAAAUGAUAACCGGGGACACAGAGCCCACCGCAGGAGUGGUGGUUUUACAAGGCUGCAGAGCAUCACCAAGCCCACAGGGAGAUGACCUUGUCAAGUUUUUGGGGUACUGUCCUCAGGAGAACCCAUUGUGGCCCAGUCUUACAGUGAAAGAACACCUGGAGUUGUAUGCGGCAGUGAAAGGACUGGACAAAGAGGAUGCCGCUCUAAGUAUUUUAAGAUUGGUGGACGCGCUCAAGCUGCAAGACCAGCUGAAUCUCCUCGUGAAGGCCUUGUCGGAGGGAAUAAAGAGGAAGCUGUGCUUCGCGCUGAGCAUCCUGGGAAACCCAUCAGUGGUGGUUCUGGACGAGCCGUCCACCGGGAUGGACCCCGAGGGGCAGCAGCAAAUGUGGCAGGCAAUUCGGACCAUUGUUAAAAACACGGAGAGGGGCGCCCUCCUGACCACCCAUUACAUGGCAGAGGCUGAGGCGGUGUGUGACCGUGUGGCCAUCAUGGUUUCUGGAAAGCUGAGGUGUAUUGGUUCCAUUCAACAUCUGAAAAGCAAGUUUGGUAAAGAUUAUUUACUAGAAGUAAAAAUGAAGGAACUCACUCAGGUGGAACCUCUCCACGCAGAGAUUCUGAAGCUUUUUCCACAGGCCGCUCGGCAGGAAAGGUAUUCCUCCAUGAUGGCGUAUAAAUUACCUGUGGAAAAUGUGCACCCUCUAUCCCAGGCCUUUUUCAAAUUAGAGGCAGUGAAACAGACCUUCGAUCUGGAAGAUUACAGCCUCUCUCAGGCUACCUUGGAACAGGUAUUCUUAGAACUCUCUAAAGAGCUGGAGCUGGGAAAUUUGGAUGAUGAAGUUGAUGCAACAGUUAGAUGGAAGCUCCUCCCACAGGAAGAGCCUUAAAACCCUGAACCUCUUAACGUUAGAUUUUAGGGCUUACUACAUUGUUCGUUUCCAUAAUUCUAGAAGGAUCUUUCAUAUUGCUGCAGUUAACAAAACAAAAUAUUCAGUAGUUAAGCAUUCAAUGAUGAUUAAGGUUUUCAAUGGCUUUUUAAAUUUUAAAAUGGAGGGGAGAGGCGAAGAUAGGCAAAGUUACUAGACAAAAUUAACAUAAUCAAAUGUAAAUUAGUCACUAAUAUAGGUCUAUUUUGGGCUUAAUAUUAAUUCAAAAAUCACAUAAUGUUAGACUAGCUUUUUAUUAUAUCACUAAGGCUGAAUGCUAAGCACAUUUUACAGAUAAAACAUUUUAGGUUUUUUUAACCUCUACUUUAAUGAAAUCAGCUAUUUUUAAGCAUUAUUAAGUAUCAAUUUGAUGUGACAUUGACUAUAAGAAGAUCUAACAAUCUGAUGGGUGAAUUAUAUAGUAUGGCUUUUAAACGAUGAUAUAUUCUUAUUAUAAAAUAAAUUUAUGCUAAUUUUAGGAUACAUAGAAAUUAUGUGGAUGAAGAUAAUAGGAAUCUGUAAUAAAGUACCACAGUAGAUAUUUUGGCCUACCUAUAUUCAAUGUGCUUUUUAUGAGUACUUUUUCAAAUGUGACAUCAGUGAGCAUAUUUUUGUACUUUUUCACUUCACAGUUCAUGACCAUUUCCCUUGUCAAUAUGGCACUUUUUUAUUAUGUAACCACUGCAUUGCAUCCCUUUGAUGUACUAUCAUGGUUUUUACUUAACCUUCUUACUAUUGUCCGACAUUUUGGCUGUAUGCAAGUUUAAUUCUUAUAAAUAAAGCUGUGAUGAACUUCUC
Messenger RNA from Equus caballus (horse), 6114 nucleotides. RefSeq names its product ATP binding cassette subfamily A member 10 (gene ABCA10). NCBI's taxonomy places the organism in Eukaryota, Metazoa, Chordata, Mammalia, Perissodactyla, Equidae. The record is from RefSeq and is a predicted model, not a curated record. Gene Ontology annotation, biological process: lipid transport; transmembrane transport. Gene Ontology annotation, molecular function: ATP hydrolysis activity; lipid carrier activity; ATP binding. Gene Ontology annotation, cellular component: membrane; intracellular membrane-bounded organelle.